UUUGGUCGUUGUAUACGACAGCGUUAGGAUAUAUGACUCGAAUUUGACUUGAAAUGUGAUCCAAAUGAUACCCAGACAGAUUGAAUGCUUUAUUUUUCCUGCAUAAAAAAGCUCAUUUGCUAAUGUCUGGAAGUGCCACUGUCGCUCAGCGCCGCCACAUCGGACUCCAACAGUUAGAGGCCAUAGCUGCCACCACACGUGGCUUUCUGGGCCCCAACAAACGGCCCAAGUUCAUCCAGGAUGAAGACGCUGGGGAUGCGGUGUUGGUCAGCUCCUGUUCCCGUCUGCUUGAGCAUAUCGAGCUGGACGGCUCAGUCGGACAACUGCUACAAGAGAUGGUACAGGCACAGCAGAAGGUCUUCCACUCUGGGACGGGCGCGCUGAUGUUUCUGGCUGGAGCCUGGAGUAGAGUUGCUUUAGAGUGUCUAAACAGAGGAAUAACUGUGUUGGAUAUCAAAACAGCCAUGAGGAAAGGACUGGAGUUGUGUUUGGAGGUAUGCAAACAAUCGGCUGUAAGUGUGGAAGACGUUUCUUGCCAGAAACUAAAGGAGCGCAAACCUACUCCAGCUCUUAAAUCUGAAAUCCAGGACUCAGAGAUGCAGAACAUGGAUGUUAAACUCUCUCAGAAUCUCAGGUUGACACUCAAACACAGCAGACACUUUAAUUUACAGACUGAAAACACACAAACAGCUCUGAAUGACGUAAGUCGCAUAGCGCAAGCCGUCAGCCACGGAUGCGACUCCUCCAUGCGUUUAGUUUUAAAAGCAUGCAAGUUGCAAUCCAAAAUCGCAGAAGAUGCACAAAACAGAUCUUUGGAUAUUCAAAAGCUGGUCACGUGCCUCAUUCCAGGCCCGUCUGAGGAGAAAUCAUGUGUGUUACAUGGCUUUGUCACGUUGCUGUCAGUCGAACAGGCCUCUGUGGUUUGGCGCCUUCAAGGUCAGGCGUUAAAUAUCGCUUUGGUGAACGGCGAUUUGUGCGAGAAGUAUCUCCACGUGGGUUUCAACAGGCCUGCGAAUGUCGUGCACAUCACAGAUCGUGCUAACAUGUCAAGCGUGAGUCUGGAAGAGCGUUGGAUUGAGGAUGCAUUAAGAAAACUGCAUGAACUCGGCAUAGAUGUUGUGCUUGUGAGCGGCAGGGCUGGUGUGAAACUCAAAGACCAGGUUCUCGGGGCAAACGUCCUGGUUGUCGAAGGUGUUAAAAGCAGCGUUUUGAGUGACUUCAGCACACGCACAGGCGCCGUCGCGGUUUCAUACGUCACACAGAUUGACGAGAACUGCGUGGGACGGGGAGUUACAGUCAGUACAUGGAGAGAUUUCAGUGGAAAAAAUGAUUUAGUCGCGGUCAGCAUUGUGACUGCAAGCACGUCUCUGGUCACGGCGGUCAUAAGCAGCUCUGUAUCUGCUAAAGUACAAAGCUUGGAGGAUCAAUUCUGGAGCUGUGCUCAUCGGUUGCACCAAGCGCUCACAGAUGGGAAGUUGCUGCAUGGCGCAGGAACCACCGAACUCCUUUGCAUCCAGCAGCUUCAUCAGUCUAAACAGACAGAGAUGGAAAACCCACAGGAAAGUGUGGUGCUGGAGCUGAUGGCUGAAGCCUGGAUGGAUUACGUCUCCACUUUGAUGCUGAACAGCGGCUCGGUGGCGUCUAAAGCAGAGGCUUGGACGGCUAUUGCACAUCAGAUGAGACUUUAUAAAGAUGGAGAAGCCAUAUCACGGGAUGCAGAUGAGGCUGGUGUGUAUGAUAACGUGACAGUGAAGUCUGAAGCCUGGAGGAGAGCUCUUGAUCUGGUGUUUUUGGUGCUUCAGUCGGACACAGAGAUCAUUACAGGUGUCAGUGAAGGAGAAAAUGUUUACAGUGAGCUCAUGUAUCUUUGAUAUCUGAGGCGUAAUUACUUUUUCAAAAAGAAUUUAAAUCUUUUUUAUUUUCAUUAUUAUACUCUUUACUCUGAAGAUGCUUGAGGUCUUUUCUAUACAAGUAGGCUGGAAAUGUUUUACGUAAAAAUAUGCUCCAGUGCAUGACGUUAUGAGUGCGGUUCUGAAAAUCUGCGUAAUAUUUCAUGACCUGAAAAAAUGUAUGGAAAUGUUAAAGUAAAAUUUAAUAGAACAUGGAAGUUUUUUAGUAUUUACUAUUUGUCUGUUUUAUACAAAAAUACAUGCAAGUUGGAAAUGUAGAAAUGAUUAAGUCUAAUAUAUGAUUACAGAAAA
Sinocyclocheilus grahami is the source of this 2201-nucleotide messenger RNA. Its product is annotated as Bardet-Biedl syndrome 12 protein. The coding region runs from base 123 to 1871 and encodes 582 amino acids. The record is from RefSeq and is a predicted model, not a curated record. Lineage: Eukaryota; Metazoa; Chordata; Actinopteri; Cypriniformes; Cyprinidae. Gene Ontology annotation, biological process: chaperone-mediated protein complex assembly; photoreceptor cell maintenance. The transcript has 2 exons. Gene Ontology annotation, molecular function: ATP binding.